GCACAAAUCAAAACCUCAAGCAAAACUGACAAAACACUUUACCUUCCUAAUCUGACUGGCGUUCAGGGUGGAAAUCACACAGAGAUUAGAGUUGAAAUAUUCCUGAGUAUUUUUGUGAAAUUUGGCUUUACUCGCAGGUCUAGAGGCAGGACAAUGGGGAUCCAGGAGAUCAACCUAAAAGCACUGAUUAGAGUUUUCAGGAGAGAAUGUCACCGGGUUUUGGACUCUGAGAGGACCACAAUGCAUGGAGCAGACAGUAUGCUGAUGGUCCUUCAGCUGGCUGCUGCUGAGGUCCACAAGCAGGAAAGAGGAGAGUUCUGCGUGGCUUUGAGCGACGUGCUGGAGGCUUGGAAACGCUUGCUCCUGGAUAAGCUCGGCCUGUCCCCUGACGCUUCUCCGCUCCCUGAGAAUUAUGAGCUCAUCCGGAAAGAGUACGAGUGCUUUUUGAAGCGCACCAACACCGUGGACUUGAUUGAUGUCUAUAACAUGUACAAAGGGCUGAAGCGAGAUGAGGACCCCGAGGAUCCCCUGACUGCAAUGCAGAUGUUCGAGUUCCUGCUGGGCAGCACUCAGAACACAGAAGAUGCCGAGAUGAUUCCUCCAGUUCCACCUACGCCUUCGAGCCGGGUCAGGACCUGCAGUGCACAGGUGCAACGGGCAGUCCGGAGGCUCUUUUGCUCGUAUCUGGGUAUGCUGGUGAACACGAAGAAUGACUUGGCUGUUGCACAUGCUUUGAACACCCCGAACCGCUGUCUAGGACGCAGUGCAUUCACUGACCUCAAACACGCAGCGCGGAAAAGCAACACAUCUCUAUUUCUGGCAGCAACUUCGUUCAUUCGGGCGAUUGAGCUGGGUGGAAAAGGCUACGCCCCUCCGGAGUCUGACCCUCUGAGGAAGCACUUAAAGGGUUUGUCUCUGUUUGUCCAUUUCAUGGACCAACUGGAUGAGAUUCUGGGUGAAACCCCUAAUCCCAGUGCUGCUGGAGGCAGGAUGCUGUCCACCAUUAGAGCAGCCCUCCUGAAAGGUCUGAGUAGCGCAGAUCUGAUGUACACUACUGUUGAAGACACGGUGAAGGACCUAAACGAAAGAAUCCAACAAAUCCACACUCUUCAGAUAGAGUCUGCUUGUGGCACAGGGAUCAGUCCAGCCCGGCCCAAAACGUACACCAUCAAUCAUGCCACUGCCUAUGCUGGCAGAGAGACCAUUAAAGUCCUUAUCACGAUGUUGGAUGAAGAAGCUCUGGCGCCGCCCUGCAGGAACAAAGCGCAACUGCUUACUGAUGAUCAGACCGUUCUGAAUGAAGCUGAACCUGUGUGUCUCCUGUCGCUCUACAAAUCUCCAGAGGUUCCCACAGGACUCUCUCCAAAGGCCUUGCGCGAGCGCGUCCAGAGCCAACGAGAGCACGUUCAGUCUAAGGUAAGGGAGAGAGGCAUCCGUUCACAGUUUGCCUGCACGUACACUGACGAUGGUCUCCCCCUGAAUCGCGUGCUAGACUUUCCCAGCACGAGCCAGCUCCCGACCUGCAUUCAUCCCGCUCCUAAGCUGACUGUCCCCUCAGCCGUUAACGUGCCCCCAGAGGACGAGUCUGACCCGGCAGACCAAUGUGAAAAACAAGUCGAGGAGGAUAAUCAGGCGGCGAUUCGGGCCUGCCGAAUCUCAGGGAACAAACCGGCCCUCGAGCAACGAAGCACCAACGGCCCGAUCCGAGCAGGUGUUCUAAGGAAAGGAGUGGCAGAACUCCAAAUCGUCACCAAAACUUCCAAGAGGAAGCUGUCAAACAGAGGGUGUGUGGAACAAGGAGGUGAUGAGAACCAGCCGCCCCAGAAGAGACCUCCUGCCAAAGCGUGUAGCUCAGGGCCAGGGAAGAAGAACGGCAACAUGGCUAGAAAGAAGCUCAUCGCAGGUCAGGGCAAGCUUACAAGCUUUUUCCGUCUGUGAUUUUUUAAGCUUCAAUGGGACGCUUUAUCAUCAUCUCUGUAAUCAUGUCCUUCAUCCGAGAGGGUGGUGAUCAGUUAGAACUUUGAGCGUCCGCUUUUUGAUUUAAGCCCCACUGUAGAUCAGUGUUUUAACUAAAAACCUUUUACAUGCAGUUUUAGAUAUUAUUUGACAAUUUCCAAUCAAUUUCCCUCUUUGUCCAGUGAAACAAGUACAUCAUUUCUGUUUUUAAUAAAGUUUUAUUUGACUGUA
This is a messenger RNA of Silurus meridionalis, 2187 nucleotides long. Its product is annotated as PARP1 binding protein. Gene Ontology annotation, cellular component: chromatin. The transcript is spliced from 12 exons. Gene Ontology annotation, biological process: negative regulation of double-strand break repair via homologous recombination. Lineage: Eukaryota; Metazoa; Chordata; Actinopteri; Siluriformes; Siluridae. Bases 154 to 1938 code for a protein of 594 amino acids. The record is from RefSeq and is a predicted model, not a curated record.